Molecule: messenger RNA, 2929 nt
Organism: Leptinotarsa decemlineata (Colorado potato beetle)
Lineage: Eukaryota; Metazoa; Arthropoda; Insecta; Coleoptera; Chrysomelidae
Source: RefSeq, a predicted model, not a curated record
GUCAUGCCGCUGAUGGUAGUAUUUCUCAGUUUCUCGGAGAGAACGUCAAAAACAAAUAGGUUGUGACAGUUGCAAGUUCUUUCGAAAAUGGCACUGACCAACAAUGGAAAGAAGAUCCUUUGCGUCCUACUGACGAUCACAACAAUAACAAUUGCCACCCGUCAACAUCGCACCCCAUCAUCCACCUACCAUCAAGAGACAGACUUUCCUUCGUCGAAGAACUACCUGGAAGGAUCCCUGACAUUCGACAAACAUCCCGUGCAUGUAUCUGCGGGGUUUCACUUGAAACCGCCCCCAAGAGUGCGCGUGCCGUCCCUACCACCCCUCGAUUUUCUGAUGCGACGGGAGCCUUUCCCGAGACCUCCCUUCUCUCCUAGUUUCCUGUUCAUCCCGAACACUAUAGAGCAAACGGCUGAAACGAAGGGCCAGAUAGAGGAGUAUGAGAAGGCAUUGCGCGAGGAGAGAUUAGAGCAGGGGCAGGAUAGAGCCACCACUCAGGGGCGGUUUUCGGAGGUGGAAGAUCUGGAAGGCACGACGCAACCCACCCACUUCGUUAGCGUGAGAGGCAAAGAGUACAAUUAUAAUUAUUCUGUUUGAGGUGAAUUUGUCGAUACUAAAGUAACAAUUAACAAAUAGCGACUACAAAUUAGCGAGAAGUAACGAGAAAAUUGUGAAAAACACCUUUGAAAUGUCUUGAAACAUUGAAAUAUUGUUAUAUUCUUUUAUAUGUUAUGGAAAUUCAUACAUGAUUUCCAUAAAUCUCAAGAUCACAAACAUUAUGAAUUUCAGUGAAAUCGAAAAGAAUACGCGAUGUUUUGGUGAUGCAUGUAGCCGCGUCAAGUAGGUCGUCUAUCAUUGACAAAUAAAAGUUUAGUGAUUUGCCUACUCUAUUCAUACUUUAUUCGACCAUUUUACUUUCUGACUAUCGAACAAAUAAUCAAUCUAUGAGUCGACAACUUCUCUUAAUGUACUUCGAUCCAAAUUCUUAAUAUUUCCGAAAAUAAAUGGUCAUAAACAUCAAUACCGUUAAGGUUUUGUGGUUUACUGAUUUCCAGGACUUAUUCUGACUCACCCCUUGUCAAAAAAAAGCAUUUCAGAAUCACUUUCAGAGCAAAUCAAAAUUUAUAAUAAUGGCAUUAACUCGUGGGAGCUAUUCUUCAUCCAAUAAUCAUAUCACAGAAGUAGUAUCAAAUCUCCUUCAAGAGAGCGCCACUGAUGUAAAGAAUUUAGUAAUAUAAAUAGUAGUAUCUCAAAAAUUUCAACACUGUUGAAUAGAGGGACGAAAAUCUAAGGUUUCAAUGAAAAAAUCUGCAACCUCUCAAAUACUACAGUGGUGAGAUUGAUGAUGAAUCUGGGACGCUUAUCCGGACCACAGAACUAUAACUUAGAGUUAUAGUUCUGUGAGAAGGACCGCAAGUCUAGACACAAAAGACACAAAAAGAAGAAGAAUCCCGUUUCAAAACCUCCUGAACUAAACGCUGUAAACACUUGAUCCAUGUUUCACUAAAAUUGAGAAAAUGGCGACAAUACCUUCUUUGACAGCUUUGACACAUGCCUAUAUAAUUGUAGUGGACCAAAUCUGAUUACUUUCAGUAAUACUAUGAUAUUUAAAAAAUAGUACGUUUCCAAAACUAGCUUCAUUCUUCAUAAACACUGUUACAAAAGUAUGUGAAAUGUGCAUCAACUGCCGUAAGUGCCGUUUCAAAGGUGCGUAGAUCCAAUAGUAUUAUGUUGUUCAUUGCAUGCUACGGUUUUAAAACUUGUUAGAUCCUGUUCGAAUGUGAACGGUUUCUUUACAGUUUACGUACACAUACAAUUUUUGUCAGUAGAUGUUUGAACGUGAAGCAGUCUUGUUGUGAUUUAGUGUGUUUGCGGUUUAAAAAUAAAGCUAAGAUUCCAGAACUCGUUGAGAAAAAGUGCAGGUCAAAAAAAAGCUUUCCGACGUCGAUGCACUUUUGAAAAAAUAUUAUGGCCCUGAUUGGAGAAAUGCCGCAGAAGAUGUUUUGUCAUUUUAUGAACGUGUUUUUAUGAACUGCUCCAGAUGAUGAUAAUAAUUCUGACGCAAACGUUGUUCCAGAUGAGUUAAGUAUUACAGAAGAUGAGGACUUGCAAGUUUAAAACAUUUAACAUUUUGAACCUGUUUUUGCUUAAAUGAGAGAGUGUAUUUUUGUUUUGAAAAUUGAGUUGAAUAAACACUAGUUUUGCAUCACAUACGUCUUUUUCAACUUCUUAACCAUUCAGAUAAAUUUUCAAAGCUGUAUAAAUCCACAAUAUGUUUCCAAAACUCGUUUAACCCUACUUUUGUUUUGAAAUAACUCUGCAAAACAUUGUCUAAUAUUUGUUUGCUGACCGUAUAUUAGUUUUAAAGGACAAUCUACAAAUAACAAAUCAGUCACACAAACCUACUUGAUUUUCAAAUUGAGGGUAUCAGUAAAAUUGAAUUUUUCUCGAAAUCACUUCUGAUGGAUUCAACAAGUUUUGGAAAGGGGCGCCUCACUUAGACUAAUGUAAAAGUCCUUACAUAGUAAAUACUUCAUUUGGGAGCCGAGGGAACUGAAACGAGUAGGAAAAAUUAAGAGACAAUUCAUUGGUUUCAAUAACGAUUUACAGUAUCUUUAACGUGAAGAAAGUCAAGUGUUUUGGGACUUUACAUUACAUAAGGCAUUCGGCAGUGAACAUUUUUACCUUUUUUUAAUAAAGACAAUUGGAUGUAAUUAAUAACUGCAAUUUCGCAAUUGUUAAUUGUUACUUGCUAAUUGAAUGUGAACACAUUCAGAAUCUCAUUUAUAUGUUAUAUAGUUAUUAAGUUCUUAGUAUAAAAUUACAGAGCACGUGGCAGACUGAUAACCAAUUAUUGUAUUCAUCAAAUCAAUCAAGGUACGGGUAUUAUGUAAGUUGAUAAUAAAGAUACACCUUUUCAUCAACGUGA